Messenger RNA from Choloepus didactylus (southern two-toed sloth), 963 nucleotides. Its product is annotated as eukaryotic translation initiation factor 1A, X-chromosomal. Bases 112 to 546 code for a protein of 144 amino acids. Gene Ontology annotation, biological process: translational initiation. NCBI's taxonomy places the organism in Eukaryota, Metazoa, Chordata, Mammalia, Pilosa, Megalonychidae. The record is from RefSeq and is a predicted model, not a curated record. Gene Ontology annotation, cellular component: cytoplasm. The transcript is spliced from 7 exons. Gene Ontology annotation, molecular function: RNA binding; translation initiation factor activity.
CUCAGGUCUGCUUCGUCCCCUGCGCGCUCAAGCGUCACCUUUUGCCUCUUUCGGAGGAGCUGCUGCCGCCGUCGCACCCGAAAAGGACUCGGAGAGGCCGCCGUCACCGCCAUGCCUAAGAAUAAAGGUAAAGGAGGUAAAAAUAGACGUAGAGGUAAGAAUGAAAAUGAAUCUGAAAAGAGAGAGCUGGUGUUCAAAGAGGAUGGACAAGAGUAUGCUCAGGUAAUCAAAAUGUUGGGAAAUGGACGAUUAGAAGCAAUGUGUUUUGAUGGUGUAAAGAGGUUAUGUCACAUCAGAGGGAAAAUGAGAAAAAAGGUUUGGAUAAAUACCUCAGACAUUGUAUUGGUUGGUCUACGAGACUAUCAGGAUAACAAAGCUGAUGUAAUUUUAAAAUACAAUGCAGAUGAAGCUAGAAGUCUGAAGGCAUAUGGCGAGCUUCCAGAGCAUGCUAAAAUCAACGAAACAGAUACUUUUGGUCCUGGUGAUGAUGAGGAAAUCCAGUUUGAUGACAUUGGAGAUGAUGAUGAAGACAUUGAUGAUAUCUAAAUUGAACUCAACAUUUUACAUUCCAGUUUUUCUGAGGAUUGUUCUACAUUUUGGAUUUUGACCCCUAAAGAAGAUUAAAAUUUCAUUAGCAUGAGUGCAAUUUGUUAAAGCAGACUAACUGGUUUGUUUUUAAGGUAUUUGUGUUUCUUUAAAAACUGAUAAUGCUGAAUUAUCUUAAGUAAAAUGCUAAACCCAUUUUGUUCUUUUGAUGUUAUGGAGCUUAUGGGUAAAAGACCUACAAUAUCUGUUUAAAAAAAAAAGAAAAAAUGCAUUACUGCCUUUCCUAUGUUUGCCAUACACUCAUUGUGGAUUAUGAUUAAGCCCUCCUUUUGACUAGUCUGUUGAAUGUGCAGAAUCUUUCUGUAUAUUCCAGUUUCCUAGAAGUUUCUUGAGAUUUUGAUAUAAUUUAAAGGGGGC